ACACGUAAAUCUUCCUUCAAAAAGAAUUGCUGAAGCUGAACAUGCAGGCAACGUGAAGUGAUGAGUUGUUGAAACAGCACAUAUGCAUGUUCAAACCUAACAUCACCAUGUUUAAUUACAUCUCUAAACAUCAUUAAUUACAUAAUUUCUUCAUUGAACAGACCCAAAGACAGAUCUCUCUUCACCUUCUUUCACCCAAAAGCAACUGCCAUGGAAGCUUUCACGACCUUGUUAGUGCUUCUCACGAAAGUACUCGUCUGUGCAACUAACCCGACGGACAUUCCUUCAAGAAGCCAAGACCUUGUCGUUGCCACUGACGAGAUGGCAAGAGCCAACUACUUCAGUUUCGUCAUGCUCAUUAACAUGUCCCCACUUGAUCAGAAAUUUCAGGGGAAUGUCACUUUCUUGAUGCCCAAGGAUCGUAUAUUGUCUAAAAUCAGGAUGCAUCAACAUGCUGUUUCUGAUUUUUUGCUUCGCCAUUCAAUCCCAUCACCCUUGCUCUUUGAUCACCUGCGACAUAUUCCACCAGGCUCGCUGAUUCCCAGUUCCGAUCCGGAUUAUAUGCUUAACAUUGACAACCAGGGAAGGAAGAGUUUCUUUCUCAACAAUGUCAAGAUCUCCAGCCCAGAUCUAUGCACUGCAGGAUCUUCAAUUAGAUGCCAUGGCAUCGAUGGUGUGCUAGUAGCUACGGAAAGGCAUCCUUUACCUGCUUGUUCCAACAGCACAAGUCCUGCUGUUGUGGCCACACCACCAAGCCCAUCACUCCCAUUACCAGAUAUUCCAUCAUUUCCAUCAUCAGCGCCUCCUCCUGGUGCUGCUGCGCCGACAGACCAAGAGCACAACCCAAAACAUUCAGGCUCAUCCCAACUAGAAAGUCUCUCUCUUGGAGGUUUAUUAAAAUUCUUGGCGACUUCUAUUUUGGUGUUAAAUGCUCGGGUUCUCUAUGCAGUGAGACUGAAUUAAAGGAUUUGGAGAAGCGUACACAACGGGGCACAUGCAGAACAUUUUUUUAAUGAAUUAUUCUAUAAAAAUAGUCAAUCUAUUUUUCUCCUGUCAGUACAAUAAAGUAAGCCUGGGAAGAAAAUUCCAAGUGCAAUGUUUCUUCUUUUUAUUGGGUGAACAUUAUCUUUGUUCUUCUAUUGGCCAAUUGACUACACUCUAGAAUUUUCCUUGGACAAAUAAUACU
Molecule: messenger RNA, 1186 nt
Organism: Populus euphratica (Euphrates poplar)
Lineage: Eukaryota; Viridiplantae; Streptophyta; Magnoliopsida; Malpighiales; Salicaceae
Product: Fasciclin-like arabinogalactan family protein
Exons: 1
Coding region: 211-963 (250 amino acids)
Source: RefSeq, a predicted model, not a curated record